Molecule: messenger RNA, 1012 nt
Organism: Paramecium pentaurelia
Lineage: Eukaryota; Ciliophora; Oligohymenophorea; Peniculida; Parameciidae
Source: the annotation of a GenBank genome assembly
AAUGUAUUAAGAACAUACAAUUAAGUAAUCACACUUCAUUAAUAUCUAAGUGGAGAAAUGAAUGAAAUAAAAAGAAGAAGAAUGAAUGAAUUACAACCUAAAAUACAUAUCUAUAAAUAAAUUUAAGCAAGUGUAUCUGUUAUUGAAGAUGCAAAAUAAUUAAUUAGUUUGGGUGGAACUUCAGAUGAAAUAUCAAUGUUAAAUGAAGAAAUUUAAGUAUUAAAUAUUAUAAUUAAAUUUAGACAUAAAUUGAAUAUCUAAAGAAAUAUUAAGAUGAAGCACUUACAUAAUUGAUAGAAUAAGAUGAAUAUGAUCACAUAAGAUAACUUAAUGUAGAAGUGAGAGCAGGUGUUGGAGGUAGUGAAGGUUCAUUAUUUGCUGAAGAUAUUAUUGGAAUGAUAUAGAAUUAUGCUAGUCUUUAAAAUUGGGAUUGUAGAGUAAUUUUAUAAUUUUAUUAUAAGGUAAUAUCAAUACAAAAAGAUACUUAGAUUGGUAAAGGUUGUAAAACAGGNUAAUAUACUUUAGAUUUAAAUGUAGGUCGUGAUUCAAACAUCUUAGCAUUUCUAAAUAAUUAUAAUUAAAUUGGUAUCUAUGAUAUCAGAACUAAAAUGGGUAUGCACAAAAUUAAAGGCAAAUUAUAAUACAAUUAAGUGAUCUGGAAUAAAAAAUAAGAAAAUAACUUAAUUGCUAUAGAUUAUGAGGCUGGUCUUAUUGAUUUUUAUGAUACAAGAGAUUUUAAAAAUAAAUAUAAAAGAAUUAGAACUGAUCAUAGAUAAAUUGUUAAAGCUGAAUGGUUUUAAGAUAGAAAGUAAUUAAAUAUUAGAUAAUAAUUAGUUCUUUAGUAACAGCAGGUUUAGAUAGAUAAAUAAUUCUUUAUGAAGGUGAUAAAUAUCUUGAACCAUGCUUUGGAUUAACUAAGAAUUAUGAUAUAGAUAAUUUCUGUUGUCAAAAUAAUCUAUUUGGAGUUGUCUCUGAAUAUUCUUUCGAAGUUUUUAGUUUUGAAACAUAAUGA